GUCUUGCUGUAGUUGGUGUAGGUGUAGGUGUAGGUGGGUAGCUAGGUGGUGUGUAUGAGCGGGAAUCGAUGAUGGUCUUUGUGGAUUUUAAUGCAGAGAGGACUCUAUUUGACGAGCGGAAGGAAGAAAAAGACCCAAAAGAAACACGGGGUGACAGCUUGCACGCGUGGAUGCUGGCCAAAAGCUUGUCAUCCGCAUGGGAAUCGUGCUCGUGGCGGUAUAGCAAGUGGUGGCCAACUUGUUGCGGUACGAAAGCAAUGGAGGGAGGUGCGGUGGUGGUGUGUGGAUAGUGUGAGGUAUGUGCGGUGGUGGAUGUGGCGGUGGAUGUGGAUGGAUGACGCUUGUGAGACAGUUCUUUACGGAGUGGCAGUAGUAAUAAUGAGAAGGCGGAGGGAUAUGCGGUCAUAUUCAAUUGUUGUGACCUACAGAAAGCGUCAGUCUCCAGCAGAAGCGACUGAAGAGAAAAGAAAAACAAAAAAACUCACCCUUGACGUCGGCGGUUGUAGCAGAGGCGCGAGACGGUACGCUGUGGCCGUAACCGUAGCCACCGCCGUUCGAGUAUGCGUACGACGGCACGCCAGCCGAGGCCGACUGUGCCGACGAGACGCUCGAAGGAUCAACGACUCCCGCGGAGACAUUGUUAGCCUGCGAAGUCGUUAGGCGACGGCGGGACACAGAGCUAGGAGAAGGCUCACGGGGAGCUGCGCCAUUUCCACGGUAGCGCGGAUCGAGGUCAUCACCAGGAGUCGACGACUGCGUCCGGGGUGGGUAACCGUUG
This is a messenger RNA of Cutaneotrichosporon oleaginosum, 778 nucleotides long. Lineage: Eukaryota; Fungi; Basidiomycota; Tremellomycetes; Trichosporonales; Trichosporonaceae. The record is from RefSeq and is a predicted model, not a curated record.